AUGGCGUUGCGAGAUACAAAAGGCCGGUUCACAGCGAAGAAAUUAACGAAGAACAAGUGCAAAAGAUCACGAUCAACUUGUAAUGAUCGAGGCCCAUGUGCGAAAGAUUCAACCAUCGGCUCCAGUAAGCCCCUACAGCUGACAGAUAAAGUUGAUACGAAAACGGGACAAAUUGUAAUAUUCCGUCACGAAGAUUACGUGGUACCCUGUUGCGGAGCGAUUUCAGAAUGGAACGCAUACAUUAAGAACCCGGGAACCAUCCGGUUACAAGUAUGGCGCGGAUUAGGCACGGGGGAGUAUACUUUAGUUGGUGAAAAUUUAGCGACGUACCAUAAAAAGGAAGAAAAUAAUUUGAUUAAAGUGACUGUUGAAGAGGUAAAGCAAAUUGCAGUAAAGGAAGGCGAUCUCUUAGGUUGGUAUAACGAGGAUGCUCCAAUGAUUAGUUAUAAGAAGGACUCGAAAGCUGCAGGUGUUCUUAUAAAGGCUGUUAAGAAACCUAUGCUUGUUGAAGACAUUGUCGAUCUUUCAAGUGUUCAAGCUUCUGAUCCUAGAAGUUAUGCUAUAUCUGCCACAGUUUCUAAAGGAUUGAAACCAAAAUUUAAAAAUCUUCCAAGCAGUAUAACUAUCGUAAGUGAUCUGGCCCCGAAAACUGAAAUAUAUCAGCUAGGAUUUGAUGGCGUUGACGGAACGGAGGUUCCGGCGUCUUUUGCGGCAUUUCUUGACGACUUUUCGGAAUACUUUGCAUAUAAUCAGUCAAAGAAUUCGGUUUAUAUAAAACGUACUCCUCCAAAGGAGAAAUAUUCUCUAAGUUUUACCGUCAAAGACUUGUGCGGCAAUACGGACACUAAGGCGUUAAAGAUUGAAGUGAUUACUAAACUCCCGGCUAUUUUGAAUUUGCCUUUCGCCGUUUCUGUACGUGAAGAUGCGCAUAAUGCAGAGAUAGUACUUCACGAGAUUGAGGUGGUACAUACGGGACCCACUGCUUGCAGCUUAAAGGGCGUUGAGCCCGUUGCCGGACGAAAAUAUUUUCUCGUUCGGAACAGCAAUGGCUCGGCACCGGUAGUAAUCCUUAAAGCCACCGCGCAUUUGAGCUAUGCCCAAGAAGAUUCAUAUGAACUGUUUAUUAAAUGUGCGGCUGGAAAAGAAUCAGACAUCAACAGUUUAUUUGUAAAUGUGGAACCGAACAAAGCGCCGAUAUUUAUGAACUUACCAGCUACAGUGCCCGUCCACGCAGACAAGGGUAUCAUCGGCGGGCUUAUUUUCCAUAUACUGUACCAAGACGAGGAAGAUAAUCCUGUUUUCUACAACAUAACGUGCGAUCCGGAGCCUUGUCCAUUUGACGUCACUCAAGGUGGAAGCAUUAUGGUAACCGAUGACUUACGAACUGCCAUUUCAAAUAUUUACUAUAUCGAAAUUAGCAUAGAGGACCAUUUUAAUGUAGCCGGGCCCGAGGUGCUUAUUGUGAACAUAACCGGCCUGAAUAGUCCGCCGAUAAUUUACAAUAUUCCUAACAAGGCAUCCGUGAAUUUACCUGAAAAUUCACCACCAGGGACGUCCGUUUUCCAAGUCCAAGCCAUAGACCAGGACGUCGAUGAUAAUUUAACGUUUUCUUUGAACGCAAAACCUACUAAUAUGAUACCACUGUUUUCAAUUGACGAAUUCACAGGUGUGAUCCACGCCCUUGUUCCAUUCGACUAUGAAGGUUUAAAAUCUAAAAAUAUCAAACUUUAUCCUAGUGUUUUCGACGGCCAGGAUACAUAUCAAGGAAACAUAAAACUGUCAAUCAUUGACGUAAAUGAACCACCUGUAUUUCAGUAUCCGAAUUAUACGAUUUUCACAUCGGAGAGCGGACCUGGGAAAACGGUUGUUAAAAACAGAAUCAAAGCAAAGGAUAAUGAUAAAGGGGAUGUAAUUAUUUAUGGUCUCAAUUGUGGGGAAGAAACCGAUCUAUUUUUAAUAAAUGAGCACAGUGCGGACAUUGAACAAUCGUAUGAACUUGAUGUGGACAAACUCGGCGUCCCGGAACACGAGAUAUUCUGCAUAGUUACGGCCACCGAUAGCGUAGGACAGAUGUCAAAUGCAAGUGUGCGCUUUGUCAUCACUGACGAAGACGACAACGCUCCUGAUUUUAUUCAAACCAGCUAUCUAUUUAUAGCAACAAAAGAUCUUCCGAUAUUUUCUAUCGUUGGUCAAGCAUAUGCGGUAGAUCUCGACACGACGUCGGUGAAUAGCAAACUAUUUUAUUACAUAGAACAAGAGACAGACGAAUUUGUAACAGACGACAAUGGAACUAUUCAUCUAACGACAGAUCUUACGAAUACUGAGGUUGGAACAAUGUUCAAAUUUACGAUGCGUGUUGAAGAUGGACAGGGUAAGAAAGAUGCUGCUCCUGUUACAGUGGUAGUUCUUGACGGGGACUAUAACACAGUUAUUUCAUCUUUGGUUGCCAGGCCGUUGACCUUUUUCGAUAUGCCCGAAAAUAUUGUAUGGUUUCUCACCACCAUAUAUUUGUUGCUGGUAUUAUUCGGUUUACUUUUAUAUUUAUGCGGACGCUCUGUUCGUUGCAGUAUUGAUAUUCAACCUAGAUCAAGAGAGAGUAGAAGGGGUAAGGAAGAUAGCUAUUUAAAGGGAUUCAUACUCAAUAACCUUCUCAGGAGUAAAAGCAGUUCUCGAAGAUCAAGUAUCGUUUCAGUGAUACCAUUCGAACAAACGCCUUAUCCACUCAGGACCAUAGAAUACGAGUAUCAUAAAAAUUCAAUGACAGGGUCACACAUGUCGGAAACUUCCGCCAGAAAGAGAUCCACAAAAUCUUGCGCAGACGACAGUUCUGAGCGGCGCCUUUCUAUAAAUAAGAUAUCAAAUAGAUCGGCGGAAUCUGUUGCUAAGCAACCAAUUUCAUCUCUGAAUAACGGCGUCACUCCAGAUAAUGUAAUAGGAAGGAAUUCAGUUGUUUCGAAAAUGUCGUCCGUUGACCUCCCAUCCGUGCAAUCCCGUAUUUCGUUGUCGGACAUUUAUCCGACAGAGGAUCAUGCACCGUCACCUUGGAAACCAUGGGCUAUAUCAGACUUUAAGAAAGCAUUCAAAAAAGCGAAUACUAACGAUUCAAACUACUUGUCGAAACUACAGUCCAAAGGUGAUAAAUCGUAUACCGGUAAACGUAAGGCUAGCCUCAAUUUUUGAUAUUUAUUAACUCAA
Messenger RNA from Ruditapes philippinarum (Manila clam), 3195 nucleotides. Its product is annotated as protocadherin Fat 3-like. Gene Ontology annotation, molecular function: calcium ion binding. Gene Ontology annotation, cellular component: membrane. The coding region runs from base 1 to 3180 and encodes 1059 amino acids. The transcript has 2 exons. Gene Ontology annotation, biological process: homophilic cell-cell adhesion. The record is from RefSeq and is a predicted model, not a curated record. Lineage: Eukaryota; Metazoa; Mollusca; Bivalvia; Venerida; Veneridae.